This is a messenger RNA of Octodon degus (degu), 1083 nucleotides long. It is a transcript of the gene Isl2, whose product is annotated as ISL LIM homeobox 2. Gene Ontology annotation, biological process: axonogenesis; positive regulation of transcription by RNA polymerase II; neuron fate specification. The record is from RefSeq and is a predicted model, not a curated record. Bases 1 to 1083 code for a protein of 360 amino acids. Gene Ontology annotation, molecular function: DNA-binding transcription factor activity, RNA polymerase II-specific; cis-regulatory region sequence-specific DNA binding. Gene Ontology annotation, cellular component: nucleus. NCBI's taxonomy places the organism in Eukaryota, Metazoa, Chordata, Mammalia, Rodentia, Octodontidae. The transcript has 6 exons.
AUGGUGGAUCUGCUUCUCCAGUGUCCUUUCCCGGGUGCUAUGGGGGACCCCUCCAAGAAGAAGCCCGGGACGGCUAUGUGCGUGGGCUGCGGGAGUCAAAUCCACGACCAGUUCAUCCUGCGCGUGUCGCCCGACCUCGAGUGGCAUGCUGCCUGCCUCAAGUGUGCUGAGUGCAGCCAGUACCUGGACGAGACAUGCACGUGCUUCGUGCGAGACGGGAAGACCUACUGCAAGCGGGACUACGCGCGGCUCUUCGGCAUCAAGUGCGCCAAAUGCCAGGUGGGCUUCAGCAGCAGCGACCUGGUGAUGCGCGCACGCGACAGUGUGUUCCACGUGGAGUGCUUCCGCUGCGCAGUGUGCAGCCGCCAGCUGCUGCCCGGGGACGAGUUCUCACUGCGGGAGCACGAGCUGCUGUGCCGCGCCGACCACGGGCUCCUGCUCGAGCGCGCGGCUGCCGGCAGCCCGCGCAGCCCCGGCCCGAUCCCUGCAGCCCCGCGCGCCCUGCACCUGCCAGACCCCGCGCCUGGCCGGCAGCCCGCCCUGCGCCCGCACGUGCACAAGCAGGCGGAGAAGACGACACGGGUGCGGACCGUGCUGAACGAGAAGCAGCUGCACACGCUGCGGACCUGCUACGCCGCCAACCCGCGGCCCGACGCGCUCAUGAAGGAGCAGCUGGUGGAGAUGACCGGGCUGAGCCCGCGCGUCAUCCGCGUCUGGUUCCAGAACAAGCGCUGCAAGGACAAGAAGAAGUCCAUCCUCAUGAAGCAACUGCAGCAGCAGCAGCACAGCGACAAGACGAGCCUCCAGGGCCUGACCGGGACCCCGCUGGUGGCCGGCAGCCCCAUCCGCCACGACAGCGCCGUGCAGGGCAGCGCCGUGGAGGUGCAGACGUUCCAGCCGCCCUGGAAGGCACUCAGCGAAUUCGCGCUGCAGAGCGACCUGGACCAGCCAGCCUUCCAGCAGCUGGUCUCCUUCUCCGAGUCUGGCUCCCUGGGCAACUCCUCAGGCAGCGACGUGACCUCCCUGUCCUCGCAGCUCCCGGACACUCCCAACAGUAUGGUGCCAAGCCCCGUGGAGACGUGA